AUGUCGUUACUCGAGUCUCCUUCAUUCGAGACAAUCUCUUCAGAAAUAAAGUCCACUACUCACCCGGGUGGAGGCUAUGUUCUUGCACUAACAUCGUUGGGAAAUUACUAUGUUUCUUCUGCUUCUGCUCCGUCAAAUGCAAUUCAUCUUUUUGACAAGUCAUCCUUGAAAUGCGUCCAGACACUUAAAGGCCAUCAAAACGCUACCACAGCCUUGCGAACCGUCAGAAGCAUCGGGGGGUCUGACCGGCAUACACUUCUAUCUGCUGGUAAGGAUGGGUGUGUGAUUGCUUGGGAUGAACGUUCUGGCGCUCCGACCAUGCAAAUGACAACAUCUGGGAGAUCUAGUACCGUUUUGUCUUGUGAUGCUUCUCAUGAUGGCUUGACUGUUGCUGCGGGAACGGACCUACAGAAGGAGGACGCAUUUAUACUCUACUGGGAUCCUCGGAAAUCAGCUGUACCUCUCCGUGUUCACGGCUCAACACAUUCGGACGACAUCACUGCAGUGCACUUUCUAAAAAAUUGCCCGUCUCCAACAUCUGGACAGAUCUUGCUAUCAGCUUCCACUGAUGGCUUGGUUAGCACAUCAAAUUCUGCGGAAGAUGAUGAGGAUGAAGCAGUUCUGAACGUUGGGAGUUGGGGUUGUAGCAUCUCUCAAGCAGGAUGGAUCCGCAACUCGUCCACCAAUCGCGUUUGGGCUGCAAGUGAUAUGGAAACAUUCAGCUGCUGGUCAAAUGAGCUUGACAUGUUGCAGAAUUGUGACAUUCGCCAUCCCUCCGUUCAUAGCCAUGGGCGAACUUGGGUCACCGACUAUUUGAUAACAUGUCACAAUACAAAACGAUCUGACAGUAACCUCGCUGUAUUUGUUGGCUCGAACGAGGGUGAUGUGGCCCUUCUCUCGAGUUCGGAUGUGACAGACUCAUCUGUGCCAUGGGCAAUAAAUUCGGUAUGGGCCAAGGGUCACACUGGAGUGGUCCGUUCAGUCUUCUGGGAUGAAAACGUACGUUUUCUUGGCGAGGAUUCAAAGAUAAGUACAUGGCGUUGCCCUAUUCCCAGACAGCCUUCGGGGUUUGAUGAAGGUGCGAUGGAUAUGGACUCCGCUAUCUUGAAAAGGGAACGUGAUGACGAGAUGGAUAUCAGCGAGAGUGAGCCAGAAGGUAAAAAAGUAAAGCGGCAAUCGUGA
This is a messenger RNA of Suillus plorans, 1182 nucleotides long. RefSeq names its product WD40-repeat-containing domain protein. Gene Ontology annotation, molecular function: protein binding. NCBI's taxonomy places the organism in Eukaryota, Fungi, Basidiomycota, Agaricomycetes, Boletales, Suillaceae. The coding region runs from base 1 to 1182 and encodes 393 amino acids. The transcript is spliced from 7 exons. The record is from RefSeq and is a predicted model, not a curated record.